Molecule: messenger RNA, 315 nt
Organism: Paraglomus occultum
Lineage: Eukaryota; Fungi; Glomeromycota; Glomeromycetes; Paraglomerales; Paraglomeraceae
Source: the annotation of a GenBank genome assembly
AUGCCAAGAAUAUGUGAAGAAUGGAAGUUGACGGUCUCUGAAUUUUUGCGGAUCGUAUGGUGCCACAACAUUUCCGAAGAUCGUCGUCGGAUGCGUUCAUGGGCUAUUACUAUCAGUGUUAACGACCGGCGUAUCAUUGAUGGUGUCAUCUUGAAUGGUUGCGCAGGACGACGGUAUACAAUUAAUUGUAAAGUACCGAAGAGUGACACUGACAGCAAACAAGACGACGGAAUGUGGCAGCGACGACAGCAAACAUUGCCACAGUCCACAGCAUGUCGCACGGAUAUCAGAAUAAUAAUAGUAACGAUAGAUUAG